This is a messenger RNA of Lodderomyces theae, 3036 nucleotides long. RefSeq lists its product as uncharacterized. The transcript has a single exon. NCBI's taxonomy places the organism in Eukaryota, Fungi, Ascomycota, Pichiomycetes, Serinales, Debaryomycetaceae. The record is from RefSeq and is a predicted model, not a curated record. The coding region runs from base 1 to 3036 and encodes 1011 amino acids.
AUGGAGGACGAUUCUUACAACUUCGCAACCACUAUUUUGACCUCCAAGUCACCCGAACAAGCUGCCGCAAUUUUACCCAGUGUCAUAACCGGGUCCACGGGUUUGAACAAGGACUUGAUAUCGUGGUUUAAUAAUUACAACAAUGCAAUUGGAGCUCAUAAUGCAUCAUUGAGACAAUUACUCGAGGAAGCAAAGAAAAUUGGUGGUCGCAGCAAAGUUGGAUUCAACAACUUCCCACGCAAUUGGAACUGCUUGGUAAACGCAGUGCAAAUGGAGUUGAAGGACAAUGAAAUUUUGCAAGAGAGUUUGAAACAAGAUGUCAUCAACCCCUUGAGAAACUUGAUUGAGAAUGAUGUAAGGAUUUCUGAGUUGACUAUCAAUGGGCAAGAGUUGACUGAGCUUAGUCAACACUUGACUAAGGAGGGUGAGUAUCAAUGGAAUUUCAAAGCACCUCAAGCAUUUCUGAACUUGGAAGCUUUCAAGAAGAUUGAGAUUCAAUUAAUGUUCAAUGUCGUUUUAAACUAUUUCCAACUCAACAGUGCUAGGUUGAACAAAGAGGUGAAAAACAAUGAAAACUCAACAAACUACUUAUUGGGAAGCUUUAAAUUGGAUAAUGAAAUGAAAAGUCAGUUGGACUACAUGCAGAAUACACAAUUCCAAUUGCCUGCUGCACAAGCCACUAGUCAAUCCCACACUGUAACUGCCAGUACUCCUGCUUCGUCGAGAGAGAGGAGAAGAAGCUCAUUAGGUCGUCUUGACAAACAUGCAGGAUCAACGCCAGAAGAGCAAUCACCAAAAAAGCAAUCCAAGUUGAAAUCGCGCGUUGGUUCCAUUUUUGGAAGAAAGAAAAAGAAGGAUAAGCACCAACCACAACUCGGCUCUACUAUUGCAGAAACUGAAUCCAUAUCUACAGAUUCAUCCACUACAAGAUCAGCACCAUUGUCUAGAAAUACUACUUCAAGGUCAUUGCUUGGCAGAGAACACAGGGUAGACUCGGGUACCGCAGUACAGGGUCCAUCUCAUGGGGCUCCUGCACAACCUCAAAGACAACAACUGCAAGCUUCAUUCCCGCCUUUGAAGCCGCAACAACAACAACAGCAACCACAACAGCAGCUGCAGCCACCACUUGAAGAACAACAACAGCAACAACCACAACAGCAGCUGCAGCCACGCCAGCAGCUGCAGCCAGAACAGUUUCCACCAGUCCAGCCACCACUUGAAGAACAACAACACUUUCCUCCUCCACAUCAGCAACAAGAUCCACAGGCUGCGUUUGGUUCUAGCAUUGCUCCUCAGCAAUAUCCUUUGCAACAGUUUCAACAACGCUCGGGUGUAUCUUCACAUCCGGUUGCCACUCCAACCCAGGGUUUAUUUUCAUCGGAGCAACAACCACAACAACAACAACAACAACAACAACAACAACAACAAAACAAUUACAGAGAUACUACGUUGCCAGCUACUCCAACCCAUGGUAGAGUUACCAAGCCAUUACCUGAACCAACGGACUCUCCAAAUGUUGUGAGAUACAGCAGUGGUGACGACGAUGACGACGAUGACGACGAAGAUAACAUUGUUGCAGGCAGAAGAUCCUCUUUACUUGAAAGACAUGAUUUAGAUAUUCAUGAUGAAAGGGAGUUUGGAAAUGGUGGAAGAGCCCCGGGUCAACACCAAAACCUCCCUCCAGUUCAACCCUCAGGCUUUUCUGGUGGACUACUUGAUCCUAAAGAGAGAACAAGACAAGAUAGUGCUGCAAGGUACUCUUUUGAAGCUGGUGACGAUAACAAGCCCAUCUUGGCAACGCCAAGAAGUGAGCAGAAUGGGUUCAAUGACGGGGACAGGGUUUCUGAAAGUAAUGUUUCACUGGCUCACGAGAAUAGAGGAAUUGACAGCCAAGAAUUCGAUAGAAUCUCUUCCAGCAAUGAUGAGUCGUCACAAUUACCCGCAAGGUCUGGUGUUUCUGGUGUGGCAGCACCAACUUUCCCUCCAAGUGGCGAAAACUUUGCACCUCGCAGUUAUGCUUCUUCUGAUACAGCAGCAUCAAUUACAGGAGUUGGAGUUGGAGUUGGUGCUGGUGCUGUUGGUGCAGCUGCUCCGCCAAAACCUCCUCCAUCCAGAAAAGUGGUGCAUCAUAAUAGCGGGUCGGUGAGAGACUCUCAUAUGUUCCAUAACUUGCCAACUGCAACUACAAACAGUUCCAUAAGAGAUUCGUUUGUUCAACCGCCAAGACCACAAUCUGCAAGCUCCCACUUGAACAAUCCAUUUGCUGCGUUAAAGAGACAAGAUACUGGAUCAUUAUUGAACAAUGAUUUCAAGCACUUUAAUUUGUCAGAUGCCACUAUUGGAUUGAACUCUUCAAUUGCAGAAAUUGUCAAUGCCACUUUUAAAGAUGGCCAGUUGAAGUCGUCACAAGUGAUUGGUGAGGUUGCAUUCAAUUACAACGGUCAUCCAAAUGAGGACUCGAUAAUUGUUCACAUUCCUCAUGAUUAUGAUAGAUUGAUUGUGAACAAGACAUUUAUUGAGGAGUUGGGUGGCCACGAUUACAAACUUGAUCCUGUGUCAAUUAGCUCGAAAACAUUGGGGGGAUUGAAGUACUUGGCAAAUGACAAUCAUGUGCCAUUGGUUGUGCAACAGAUAUGGAAAUUUGAACCACAUCAAUCGAGUUUGAUGAUUAGUAUCAGGUCCAAUGUCAACGAGACGCUUGAGAUUGAAAACUUGAUUGUUUCUGCAGCGUUGAACACAAAUGUUGCUGCUACGUCAGCAUCGUCAAAACCGCAGGGAGCUUUUAAUAAAGACAAGAAUAGGAUUACUUGGAGGUAUAACCGUCCCGUAGUUUUGAAACCACAGGCGGAGGAAAAGUUGAUUGCUAGGUUCAUGACAAACGGACAAGGAUCUGAACAUGAACUGGGUGUGCAAUUGAAGUUUGCUAUAGGGAACCCAAGUGUUGUCAAGUAUUGCUCAAUUUAUGACACUCGAGGUGAAGAGAUUCCUGCUUUUAGGAACCUCAUAAGUGGACACUACGCUAGUCAUUUUGAAUAA